Messenger RNA from Pseudophryne corroboree (corroboree frog), 4010 nucleotides. RefSeq names its product Mdm1 nuclear protein (gene SAXO6). The record is from RefSeq and is a predicted model, not a curated record. The coding region runs from base 95 to 2494 and encodes 799 amino acids. The transcript has 15 exons. Lineage: Eukaryota; Metazoa; Chordata; Amphibia; Anura; Myobatrachidae. Gene Ontology annotation, molecular function: microtubule binding. Gene Ontology annotation, biological process: retina development in camera-type eye; negative regulation of centriole replication.
GCUUCUGUGUACAUCAUCUCCCUGAUCACAUUAUCCCUCAGCGGUGGCGGCUCUGCUCCGGAGACAGCCUGGGGAGAGGAGGCCUAGCAGCAACAUGCCGGUCCGAUUUAAGGGUUUAUCAGAAUAUGGCAAGAAUUUCAAGUGGAAAACAUCCAGUGAUUUCAGUCAUCAUCGUAAUGAGAUGUCCAGAUGGGCCGGCCUUCGAUCCGAUGAGCUUGGCAUUACUAAGGAACCAAGCUUUCCUUCAAAAAGAAGAGUUCCAUAUUACAACCCACAAGUUUCAAAAUCCUUACAAUGGAAGAAAAAUGAUGACUAUGCUGAAGAAUGUUUGGACUUGGGUUUUGGCACUGAAGAAGAUUACUUGGUGAAAGAGAAAAUACAAACUCCAGAUGCACCAAGGUUACCAAGAAAAUCCAGAUCUCAGUCAGCCGUUCCCAGAAUGCGGUCUGCUGAUGGCCACACGGCAGUUCCCAGAAUGCAGUCUGCUGAUGGCCACACAGCAGUUCCCAGAAUGCAGUCUGCUGAUGGACACACAGCAGUUCCCAGAAUGCAGUCUGCUGAUGGCCACACAGCAGUACCCAGAAUGCAGUCUGCUGAUGGACACACAGCAGUUCCCAGAAUGCAGUCUGCUGAUGGGCCUUCAGCGGUUACUAGAAUGCAGUCUGAUGAUGGCCACUCAGCAAUGGUAAAAGUGAAAAACAAUGAAACAGAAGAUGACAAUACAGUACCAGCACCAAGUAAAUCAAGUCCACAAAAAGAAAGUAAUGGGUUUCACAGAGUGCUGCAGAAGAAAGCAGGUUUAAUCAAAGCCCCUUCUCAUCAUCCACUGAAGAUGUCGGAAUACAGAAGGCAGUUUGAAAGAAAGAGUCCAGCAAAAAACUCUCCAUUACUGGCUGCAGAGCAGGUCAUACACAACAAGAAUCAAUCUGUUCCUCCGUUUAAGUUAAAUCAAAUCAGGACAGAGACAGAGUAUAAUAGUCAGUAUAAAGGAUCACCACCUGUAAAAGGACCAAAAUUAAGGAAGGACUGGGAAGACAAACAUCUAAUGGAAUAUGACCAAGAACAUCACCCACCUAAGAGGAAGGAUAAAAAGAAAAAGAUGGAUGAAGUGGAUUCUGGCAUCUCAAAAGUGUAUUCAUCUGAGAUUGAGCAGAAAGAAAAAGUUCAGAGAGAAAUUAUAAAAAAAAAAGUUCUUCAACAUUUUAACAAUCAGUCCAGAUGUUAUAGGAAAGCAAAAACUGAGUAUUCUGCAAAUUUUUCAUCGCCCACAGAAUAUAACUAUAAGGAUGGAGCUUGGGUGAGAGCAAAGGAGGAAGCACAUGACCAAGACCCUCCUCUCAGUGUAGGCUCCAUGUGGGUUGCUGAGGUGAAGGAACGACGUGAAAAAGCAGAGUAUUAUAGACGUCGUGCCCAGGGAACUCACUUCUCCCGAGAACACCUCAAUCAGAUACUUUCCACCAACAACAGAUUUUGGGAUGUGUCUUCAACCUCCAGCAGUGCAGAAGAUAUGAGCAGAAAUAUAAAAGCUCUAGAUCUUGCUGGAUUACAAACAUCUUCAAGGGAUGAAAAAAUACACCAGACACCCAAAAAAAUGAAAACUGGACCAGAUGCAGAUUUAGGGGUGUUAAAUCCCCCAGCCACCCCAGUUAGAAGGAAACUAGUUUGGGAUGAGUAUGAUGAUCCAGGGCAAACAGAAGAGAUAGUGCCCUUGAGAAUAGAGGAUGAACCUGAGGAAGCUGAGGACACUGAAGAGAUAGAUCAGGCAGAGCACAAUGCAGAGGAAGAGCACACAAAGAACAACAAUGAAACAAGGAUGCAGAGACCAUGUGAUAUGAAAUUAAAUCCCACAGAAGAUCAGUCUGAAUGUACCUCCAUGUCUUCUGCAGCUGAAGGAAGACUUCCUACUCCAAAACUGAAAACACAUGGCCUAGCACAGAGAACACAUCAUGAUCUAACUACUCCAGCCACAGGUGGUGCUCUUUUAGUUUCCCCAACUAACCGUCACCACACAUCGGAACAUAAGCAUAAAGGUUCCACUAAAAAAGACAGCAAUUACGUCUCCAAAUAUGUAAUUGAAAGAAAGAUGAAAAAGGAUGAAGAGCCAUCUGUGGAAUCUCCUCCUGUUGCUGGUCUGAUGACUGUAGAUCCAUUGCCACUGAGGGUGGAUCCAUGGCCGAAGUCACUUAUUUCUGAUAGAUCUACACCAGCAACUAUAUUCUAUCCUGUCAGUAGACCUGUAGAGAAACCUUCUGUCCCAGUAUCUCAGCAGUGGAGUACGCGUCGAAUACAUGGAUCCCUACGAGAUCCUGAAUUUCAGCAUAAUGGAAACUUCAACAGUCCAUGCUAUUAUAAUGGAGACUUUAAUGAUAACAGUAGCAUUGAAGAUGACCGGCUGUCCCAGAUCUCUGCUAGGUCAGCAGCUUCUAGCUCUCUGGCCUCUCAGGUACUGGAGUGUGCACAGAGGCGAAAAGAGUACUUCUGGGGCAAGAAAUGACAAGAUUCAUCAGCUUUUAUUCUUUUUUACAUAGAUGUGGAAAAUGUAAAAACUAUGAUAAUUAUGUGUGUUUAAAAUUUGUCUGUAUUUUCAAGAUGUAAUCAUUGUCUUAUUGGGGUUUUUUAUGCACUAUUCCUAUUGUUGAAAUAAUGGUAGGGCUAAUAAAUUGUAUGAUUCUUAUGUCAUUCAUUUGCAACAGUAUACUUUGAAAUCAAUAUAGAUCUAUGGUGGUCAUUCCGAGUUGUUCGCUCGUUGCCGAUUUUCGCUAUAUUGUGAUUAGUCGCUUACUGCGCAUGCGCAAGGGUCGCAGAGUGCAUGCGCUUAGUUAUUUUACACAAAAGUUAGGUAUUUUACUCACGGCAUAACGAGGAUUUUUCAUCGUUCUGGUGAUCGUAGUGUGAUUGACAGGAAGUGGGUGUUUCUGGGCGGAAACUGUCCGUUUUAUGGGAGUGUGUGGAAAAACGCUGGCGUUUCUGGGAAAAACGCGGGAGUGUCUGAAGAAACGGGGGAGUGUCUGGGCGAACGCUGGGUGUGUUUGUGACGUCAAACCAGGAACGAAACUGACUGAACUGAUCACAAUGGCUGAGUAAGUCUGGAGCUACUCAGAAACUGCUAAGAAAUUUCUAUUCGCAAUUCUGCGAAUCUUUCGUUCGCAAUUCUGCUAAGCUAAGAUACACUCCCAGAGGGCGGCGGCUUAGCGUGUGCAAUGCUGCCAAAAGCAGCUAGCGAGCGAACAACUCGGAAUGAGGGCCUAUGGACGGAUUGGAUUUACAUUGUCUCCCCCCUGCCCUCUUUUCUGUAUUAUACAGUACGUUGGAGCGAUUACAUCUCCACUCCCUACUCACUGCUUUAGAAUAUACCGAUUUGGUAUAUUAAAUAAACAUUCACCAUGAGAAUGUUAACAUGGUCAUAAUAUGAACAUGUCAACUCUAUGGGCGGUAGUCAAUUCUUUUCACCCCCUUUCACACCCGUUCUGUUUCUGCUGAUGGAUGUGGUAUCAUCAUUUCAGCCUGCUACCCCCGGGGGGAACGAGUUGCCCUAACCCUUUAAGCAACUAAACCUGAUAACUAUGGGCGCGAUAUGCGCAAUAACGAGAAACACGUUAGAAAGGAGAUUGGGCGUGAUGUAUCAUUUGGAUACCACCCUAUGAAUCUCGAUUUACAGACUGCAUACCUAAUUUACAGUACAAGACAUUCAAGACUACUGUUGCUUUUUAUAUUUGUUGAAACAAUGUUACAGUUUUAUACAGAAUUGUUUGACAUUACGUAAUGCUAUAGAGUGGAUUUUUAGUUUUAAUGUUUCAGCUAUAAGGGUACUUACUGGCAUUGUGUAUGCUUACAAUAAAACAACUCAAGUUCCAUCGGUCAGGUGAAAACAAAUAGAAACUGGUUCACAUGCGGUAUACCUAUUAUGGUAAAGUUUCUAUUACACUAAUUCGUGAAGCACAAUGUCAAUAAAACAUAAACUCACAUUAUUAAAUAAAUUUUUAUUUAAAUAAAUACUCCCCAAACCUUCA